CAAAAAUUAUUUAUUAUUUCAGCCAUCCAGUAGUAGUCGUAGUGCGGAGUCACUGGGUUGUCAGAGCUCAAUUUGCUUUCCCACACAAUUAAAAAACAAAAAUGUAUCGAAUAAAAGAGUGACAUCUAGUGAAUACCAUAUAAAUGAAUGCACACCUAACACAAACCUUCAUAACGCGAUGCGGAAACUAAAUAAAAAGGAUCCAAUUACCAAAAAAAAGGCAUUGGAAGAAUUGAUAGACGAUAUAAAUUACGCUAGUCUUGAAGAGGUGGGACAAAUCUUAUCAUUGUGGUCUAAAAUCUAUCUCGAUCUUGCCCACAAUCCGGCUCAUAACGUACGGGAGCUAACACAGGAGGUACAGAAAGUGUUAGCAUUGAAAUGUAAACGUAUGAUGGCGCCUUACUUGAAACAGUUGGUACCUGUUUGGCUAUUUUCUCAGUUUGAUAAUUAUGCUCCUGCUGCCAAAAUUGCCCGUUCAAGUUUUUAUGACAUUUUUAAUGCUAAAUCCAAUCGUAUUCAAGAAGUUUGCUUGCACUGCCAGCUUGAGAUUCUGGAUCAUAUACACGACAUUCUUUCGAGGCCGCCAAAAAAAUUAGAUAAGCAAAGCACAGAAGAUAGCAGUCUUUAUCACAACUUGAUUUAUGGGAGUCUUGAGAUGCUUUCCUUUUUCACUAAACAUACUAAGACCACGGAGCUUUCUUCAAAAUCCCAUAUAAUAUUGCGUACAAUACUCGAGCAUGAAAACUUUUGGAACUAUGGAAAACGUGGCUCUAACAUGUUAAGGAUUACGAUUUUUAAAAUCAUUUACAACCUUGUACAAAAUUCAGCCGACGACGAUAUACUCAUGGAGUGGAAAAGGAAUAUUAUUCAGAUGUCUUUUAACGGAAUAGAUGAGUGUGAUCACACAUUAUCGUCACAUAUGUGGAAAUGCAUUUUACUCAUACAAUCAAAAUAUGAGGAUUGAUUUUUUGCUGGCUGGGCUGUUCUCGUAACAAGCGCCGGAGCUUUGCGCACGUGUAUAUGUUACUUAUUCAUUGGAACUUCGCAAUCACACUGUGAAAGAGCGAGUCAACACGAUUUUAAAGGCAGUCGAGAACGAACUUAU
This is a messenger RNA of Rhagoletis pomonella (apple maggot), 1105 nucleotides long. RefSeq names its product E3 ubiquitin-protein ligase listerin-like. The transcript has 3 exons. Gene Ontology annotation, biological process: rescue of stalled cytosolic ribosome; ribosome-associated ubiquitin-dependent protein catabolic process. NCBI's taxonomy places the organism in Eukaryota, Metazoa, Arthropoda, Insecta, Diptera, Tephritidae. Gene Ontology annotation, cellular component: cytosol; RQC complex. The record is from RefSeq and is a predicted model, not a curated record. The coding region runs from base 179 to 964 and encodes 261 amino acids. Gene Ontology annotation, molecular function: ribosomal large subunit binding; ubiquitin protein ligase activity.